This is a messenger RNA of Lolium rigidum, 1901 nucleotides long. RefSeq lists its product as uncharacterized. Gene Ontology annotation, molecular function: protein binding. Bases 1 to 1452 code for a protein of 483 amino acids. The transcript has 5 exons. The record is from RefSeq and is a predicted model, not a curated record. Lineage: Eukaryota; Viridiplantae; Streptophyta; Magnoliopsida; Poales; Poaceae.
AUGGAGCUUAGGUUGGGGCCUCGCCGGCGUUCCCCCCGGCUGCUAGCCCUAGUAGGCGACGGAGCGGAUCUCAUCAGCACUCUCCCCGAAGACCUGCUACUCCUCGUCCUCGCCCGCCUGGGAUGCGCCGCCGCCGCCGCACGCACCGGCGUCCUCUCUCGCCGGUGGCGCGGCCUCUGGGCACGCCUCCGCCGGGUCGUCUUCAACGACGUCGCGCUCCACUCGCUCGAAGCUGCGCUCGGCUGCAUCCCUCCUCCGCCGCCCGCGGUUUCCCUCCUCCGAAUCCGCCUCCCCAUGCCGCGCGGGCGCGUCCCCAAGAAGCAGCUGGUGGACACCAACCGCGUCAACUCGUUGCUCCGCGCCGCCGCGCGGCUCGACCCGGAGGAGUUCUUCUUGGCCUUUCCCUGGGACCUAUUCCAAGCCCACGGUCUUCGCCUCCUCCUCGACCUGCCUUGCUUCCACCGUGCCACCUCCAUCGAGGUCGAGCUGGAUCUUUGUUGCACUAUCCGCUGCGUGCCAGCCGGCGGUGAGUUCUCCGCACUCGAGAGGCUGUCCCUGUGUUCCUGCACCGCCGAUCUCGACGCCUUGCUCUCCUGCUGCCCGCUAUUGCGGACGCUCCGGCUCACUGACGUUCGGUUCCAUGACGAUGUCAUGAGUGUCAACUCACCAUUGCUGCAGGAGCUUAUUGUGGUCCAUGGGAGAUUUGUAGACCAUGUCAACAUUGUUGCCCCCAUGCUAACACAAUUGACCAUGUUCUUUGAAAUCUUCCAUACACAUAGUAUUUCCAUCUUGGCACCAAUGAUGGAGAAGUUCUCGUGGGGCUGUUAUUUAUAUGGGAACCAAGCUACGUUUGGUGUUUGGAUACUCAGGAAGCUGAGUCUAAAUACAGCAGAGGGGCAAGGGCAGCUCUCUUCGCUGCACGUGAAUGCCAGCCCGUCUACUAAUUUUUACGGUGAAACGGACAACCUUGAGCAGCAGAUAGUGAAGCAUAUGAUUGUUGACUUCUCUGUUCUGGAGCUACACCUCACAACAAAGGAGCAUGUUUACGGAGCAUUUGUGGUUCAUCUCCUUGGGAUAAAUCGAAUUCAUUGUGUUAUGCAAAGGCUUAAGGUCAACCUACAGAGACCAGAGGAAAACGAAGAAGGAUGCCUACCACACUGUCGCUGUGAUUCUCCGAACUGGAAAUCCCAAACUAUCUCUUUGACUUCUCUCGAAGAAGUAGAAAUCACAGGCUUUGAUGGAGAGGAUCAUGAGUUUGAUUUGUUGAAAUUGAUACUCAGAUGUGCACCAAUUCUGAAAAGAAUAAUUUUGAAGCUGUCACAGGAGGCCUCGGAAAGUAAUGACAGAUGUGCCAAAAUAUACAAUAUCUUAAGGGUGCAUUCUUCCGUGGAAUGCUCUAUUUAUCUUAGCUCUGGGUUAAUACAUGGCAGCCAGAAUUGCACAUUGACAUGAUUCUCAUCCUUACAUUGGCGAUUCAUGGUUAAUUCAUGGCAAUCAAAAUUCUCCCUCGACAGAUUCUUACUGUUACAUUUCUGGAUCCAUGGUGUGAAUCGACAAGAUCAUCCUUUCCCAUGAUGACAACCUUCUUAUGAUAUCAUUUGGUUUUAGAAUUUGUCCUGCUUGCUGCAACCAUUAGAAAAGGUGUUGUUUUGGCAGUGCACUGCCUCUGUUUGCUAGGAGUAUUGUACCCUUAGUUAUAUUCAUUUGUUGAAGUGGCACAAAUUAUUUUGCUCAACCUAGGUCAGCUAUGUGCUCCAAGUGAUCUCUGUUUCGACGCUGACUGAAGGAGAUUAGCUCGCUCUCUUAUCCUGAGAAUCACGUUAUGUUUCAUCUCUUGUCUGAACUACUGCAUUAUGUAUGUUGAACAGGUUAUUUGUUUCGGAAUAUGGUUUCUUUGUGAA